AUCAAUUAAUUAUUUAUUAAUGAGCUAAUUGAAUAACACAAAUAAAUAAAGUCACGCACACAGCGUGCUGAGAAAUCACAAAAGCGAGAAACAGAAAUUCCAUUAAAUUUGCGACCGCCAUGUCGACGGCGACGCUGACCCUCGUCCUCCUCACCUCCCUAAUCGCCGUCUCCCUCUACGCCGCCCUACGCAGGCGACGGCUUCCACACCCGCCGCUGCCGCCGGGGCCGAGGCCGUGGCCGAUCCUCGGGAACCUACCGCAAAUCGGGCCGAAGCCCCACCAGUCGAUGGCGGCGCUGGCCCGGGUGUACGGCCCUAUCCUCCACCUCCGGAUGGGGUUCGUGCACGUGGUGGUGGCGGCGUCGGCCCAGGCGGCGGAGCAGUUCCUCCGAGCCCACGACGCAAAUUUCUCGAGCCGUCCGCCGAACUCCGGGGCCAAGCACGUGGCAUACAAUUACCAGGACAUGGUGUUCGGGCCGUACGGGCCGCGGUGGAGGCUGAUGAGAAAGAUCUCCGCUCUACACCUGUUCUCGGGCCGGGCCCUAGACGAUUUCCGCCACGUCAGAGAGGAAGAGGUGGGGAUUCUGGUUCGAGAUCUGCUAAAUGCUGGGCCACAACACGCCCCCGUGCGCCUUGGCCAAAUUCUAUAUGUUUGUGCCACAAAUGCACUUGCUCGUGCGACUCUUGGGAGGCGAGUGUUUGGUGGUGUCGAUGAGAAGUCGGAGGAGUUCAAGGGUAUGGUGGUCGAGCUCAUGGUUCUAUCGGGCGUGUUGAACAUAGGCGAUUUUAUUCCUGUGCUCGAGGGUUUCGACCUGCAGGGCGUGGUAUCUAAGAUGAAGAAGCUACACAAUAAGUUCGAUACAUUUUUAAGCAAGGUGAUUGAGGAGCGCAAGGCCGAAGGCCUACAUGGAGCCGUGGAGCAACACAUGGACUUAUUGGGGGCUUUGAUCUCGAUGAAAGAUGUCGAUGACGGCGAGAAAGGAAGACUCACCGAGAUCGAGAUCAAAGCCCUACUUUUGAACAUGUUCGUCGCCGGGACGGACACAACGUCGAGCACGGUUGAGUGGGCUAUAGCCGAGCUCCUCCGGCACCCUAAAAUCCUGGCCCAGGCACAGCAAGAGCUCGACUCUGUCGUCGGCAAGGAUCGACUCGUAUCUGAGUCCGAUUUGAGUCGACUCACCUAUCUCCAAGCCGUCGUCAAGGAAAACUUUCGCCUCCACCCCUCCACCCCACUCUCCCUCCCGCGUAUUGCGCAGGAUAGUUGCGUGGUCAACGGUUACCUCAUCCCUAAGGGCUCGACCCUUUUGGUCAAUGUUUGGGCCAUAGCUCGCGACCCGGACGUUUGGCCCGACCCGCUCGAUUUUAGGCCCGAGCGGUUCCUCCCAGGUGGGGAGGGGGCUGGGGUCGACGUUCGGGGGAAUGAUUUCGAAGUGAUACCGUUUGGGUCGGGACGAAGGAUUUGUGCGGGUGUGAGUCUUGCAAUGCGCAUGGUUCAGUUGUUGAUAGCGAGUUUGGUUCACGGGUUCGAUUUCGAGCUGGCUGGCGGGCAGUCGGCCCAUACGCUGAACAUGGAGGAGGCGUAUGGGCUGACGUUGCAGCGGGCCGAGCCCUUGAUGGUGCACGCGAGGCCCAGACUCGAGACUCGUGCAUACGGUGGGGCUUGAUUCGUGAAUGUGGUUUUAAUUUAACGUUGAAUUUGUUAUUGUUGGAUGUUGAUGUUGAUUAUGUAGAUUUGUUGCAUGUUUAUGGGGAUAUGUGUUGUAAUAAGUGUUGUGUCUCAAUUUUAUUCAGAUUCCAAUUUAUUAUGUGUUGUAUUAUUGAGUGUAAUAAAUAUGGUUGGUGGCAUAUUGAUGGUGGAGUGUGUCAAAAUUAUUAAUGGCUGAGGAUGUCAUGAAUGCAAUGUGUCAGGAUCAUUAAUGAGGCAUAUGACUUCUCAAACAAUUCUCCUUCUCUACUCAAUCAAUUGGUCAUAAUAAUUAAGACGAGUG
Messenger RNA from Striga asiatica, 1988 nucleotides. NCBI's taxonomy places the organism in Eukaryota, Viridiplantae, Streptophyta, Magnoliopsida, Lamiales, Orobanchaceae. The record is from the annotation of a GenBank genome assembly.